AUGACUUUGAGAAUAGCCAUUUUAUGUUGGGUCCUCUCAUUGGUCACUCUGAGAAUAAAACUGCUGAUUGAAAUCCAUCGACCCGAGAAUGGCCAAAGUGGAAUAAGUACCCAAUGCCCAGUUUUACAGACAAAGGAUUCAAAAAAGUCAAAUUUCCAUGACAACUUCAAUUGGAACCCAUUAGAUUGUCAGAGGAAAAUGUCUCACUUUAGAGAAAAUGGAAGCCCCAGUCCAGACCUGACCAGUUUCUGCAGGAGUAGACCCGGUAGUCCAGCUAAUCACCACAGCCGAUCCAGCAGUCCUAUUGGACUUCAAAAUAGUCCGUCUAGUGGUCCAGGAGGAUUGUGGUCCAAGUCCUGGAACCUUCCGGUCAGCAGCAGACCGGGCAGCCCAAAACCUGUAAAUGUCAAACAUAAAUGGCUGAACAUGUAUGGAAACUCAAAGUGA
Messenger RNA from Ostrea edulis (European flat oyster), 447 nucleotides. RefSeq lists its product as uncharacterized. The transcript has a single exon. The record is from RefSeq and is a predicted model, not a curated record. The coding region runs from base 1 to 447 and encodes 148 amino acids. Lineage: Eukaryota; Metazoa; Mollusca; Bivalvia; Ostreida; Ostreidae.